Dendronephthya gigantea is the source of this 1120-nucleotide messenger RNA. RefSeq lists its product as uncharacterized. Gene Ontology annotation, molecular function: oligosaccharide binding. NCBI's taxonomy places the organism in Eukaryota, Metazoa, Cnidaria, Anthozoa, Malacalcyonacea, Nephtheidae. The transcript has 5 exons. The coding region runs from base 15 to 1064 and encodes 349 amino acids. The record is from RefSeq and is a predicted model, not a curated record.
UCGCUCGGUACACAAUGGCAACUUUGCUGACAAUUUGCGCGUUGUUUUUCUCGUCGGAGCUAACUCAACUAAGCGAAUGCUUAACAGAAUCGGCUGUGUUUCGCAUACACGCCAAAAAAUACCUGGCGAAUCAUGUAAUCGAUACGAAACAGGCAGAAAGCGAAUUUGAAUGCGGCCUGCAUUGUGUUAGGAAAGAAUCGUGUGCCUCUGUGAAUUACAAAAUAUCUGGAAUUGGCAAAGGUCGCUGUGAGCUCAACAACGAUGCUAUUCAAGAGACGUCUAACGGCGAUGAGGAAACAAAUCCUGAAUUCAACCACCUUGUUAUUGAAAUUGAAAAGAGAAGAAAAUCGAUUGAAACGCAGUUGCAAGAACCUGUGCAAAGCGAGGAGUAUCGUCGUUUAUCAUCGUGCAAAGAUGUGCUGAAGAAAAAUAGAAAAGCAAUCAAUGGAGUUUACACUCUGAAUUCAAUCGCUACUAAUCAGUCCUAUGACGUGUACUGUCACAUGGCCAACAUUACGGCAUGUGGCGGAGGAGGCUGGACACUAGUCAUGAAGAUGAAUGGGGAAAAUGACACAUUCAUUUACAAUUCUCCUCUUUGGACAAACAAGGAGACACACGCGAUACAAGAUGGUCUGGAAGGACUGACAGAGAAAGAAAGCAAAUUGGCUUCGUACUGGAAAACACCGUUCACUAAGGUUUGCCUGGGCAUGUCGUAUAACGGAAACAGAAAAUGGAUGACCUUCGACUACACCGCCAAUUCGCUGUACAGUGCGAUAGCUGACGGCACAUUUAGGGCAACUACCGCUGGCUGGGCAGCAUGGAAAUCGCUGGUCAGGGACUCGUCACUACAAAGGAACUGCAACAGGGAAGGGUUUAAUGUCAUUUCGAAAAUACGAAUUGGAUUAUUUGCCAAUCAAGAAAAGGAUUGUAACUCGUGCGAUUCACGGAUUGGCUAUGGAAUUUGGAUCAAUAGAAAAACUUGCGGAAAUUAUGCCCACCCAAACUGGGAUCCCGAUAAUGGAGGCAAAGAUUUCGUCACAUUUGGAUAUAUUCUUGUUCAGUAACGAAGCACAUCAAUAUUUGGUUUUAUAGUUUUCACCGCAGCUUAUACAGUUCUAUU